UUGACGAUGAAGAAUUUGUCUCAUAAUUAAUUUUAUAUGGUUUCUGAUUUCUUCUGAUGAGGUCUUCAUAUAACAUUUUACAAAUCUAAUUAACAAUCCACGAAAAAUAAUUACGACUGGCAAGAAUCUCCUUAUCGGCACCCUGAACUACAUUUACCUAAAAACCGCUGUCAGUGACAAACAUGGCGGCCCCCUCGAGUCCCGCUGAAGCAUUCGUCUCCGAUUCUAAAAGUUCUCCUACAGCUGCCCCGAGCAUGGAGAGCUCGCCGAUUCAGUACAGUAUGCUUCUGGAUCAUCUUAUUGGGGACAAAAGGACGGUGAAAGACUUGAACCCCGGCGUCAUGGGGGGACUGCCGGUGCCUACUAAAAGCGAGGAGCAGAAGAUGAUAGAGAGGGCGAUGGAGAGCUGCGCUUUCAAGACGCUUUUGGCCUGCGUUGGAGGGUUUGUCCUCGGAGGAGCAUUUGGUGUUUUCACUGCAGGUAUAGACACGAAUGUUGGUUUCGAUCCCAAAGACCCGCUAAGGACCCCCACGGCACGAGAAGUCCUCAAAGACAUGGGCCAGAGGGGCAUGUCCUACGCUAAGAACUUUGCCAUUGUGGGAGCCAUGUUCUCUUGUACAGAGUGCAUCAUAGAAUCGCACAGAGGAAAAUCUGACUGGAAGAAUGCAGUGUACAGUGGCUGCAUAACUGGAGGAGCAAUUGGCUUUCGUGCUGGUCUGAAGGCCGGGGUCCUAGGAUGCGGAGGCUUUGCCGCUUUUUCUGCAGCCAUUGAGUAUUAUCUGCGGUGAACCACAAAAGUGACUCUGUGGGCACGGAAUUAGUCCCUUUGGAUGAGCCUGUGCAGACCAACUAGGAGAGAUGCCGACCCAUCAGUCUGCAAAUUCAUGAGUGGUGCAAAAGCCAGUUAGAAUUGUGAUUUGUGGAAUAUGUGGUUGUUGUAAGUAGACAGGGAAAGAUCUUACUUAUACUUUGUUUUUAAAUUGUUGGGAAAUGAGUAUGUCAGCUUCUAUGACAGGUUGGGCGUGGAUUGUUUCAGCGCCCCUUGCUUGACAAUUUUUCAAUUCACCCCCACCCCACUUUACAGUUUUCAGGACUAUCACCCACCCCUCUCUUAUAAUUUUCAGUGCUUUCAAUUCACCCCCCGUUGAAGAAAAUUUUAAGUGGUGCUGUGGGGUGUUAAUUUCCGAAUAGGGGAAGCACCCCAAAAAGUUUGAAAACCACCGGUCGAUGUAAAGAAUGAGUCGUUUGUGAAACCUGCCCAUUUAGACAUUCUUUUUCUCCAUGAUCAAUGCUAAUAAGAGUCAGUAUUUAUGUGAAAACUUGUAUGGUCUUUUCAUCACAUUUAUUUUUCAAUUCACUGGAAUUUAUGAUCACAAAAGAACUCGUAUAUGUAAAUAUAUUUUCUUCAGUCUUA
Syngnathoides biaculeatus (alligator pipefish) is the source of this 1414-nucleotide messenger RNA. It is a transcript of the gene timm22, whose product is annotated as translocase of inner mitochondrial membrane 22 homolog (yeast). The coding region runs from base 183 to 788 and encodes 201 amino acids. Gene Ontology annotation, cellular component: TIM22 mitochondrial import inner membrane insertion complex. The transcript has 4 exons. Gene Ontology annotation, molecular function: transmembrane protein transporter activity. Lineage: Eukaryota; Metazoa; Chordata; Actinopteri; Syngnathiformes; Syngnathidae. Gene Ontology annotation, biological process: protein insertion into mitochondrial inner membrane. The record is from RefSeq and is a predicted model, not a curated record.